Molecule: messenger RNA, 1399 nt
Organism: Xenopus laevis (African clawed frog)
Lineage: Eukaryota; Metazoa; Chordata; Amphibia; Anura; Pipidae
Product: acrosin-like
Exons: 5
Coding region: 1-1197 (398 amino acids)
Source: RefSeq, a predicted model, not a curated record
AUGAAGCUACUGUUACUUUUUAUCAACAUUUUACUUUUUAUAUCUUUAUCUGAGAAUUCCAUACUUGGAGCAACUUGUGGGAUACAAACUGUUCCAAAACAUCACCACCGUGUCCGCCGUAUAAUUGGAGGGAUUGAUGCACAGCCAGGAAGUUGGCCAUGGGUAGUCAACAUUCAGAUGCCAACCAAAAAUGGCUAUGUAACUGUUUGUGGUGGAACAAUCCUGGACAAUCUCUGGGUUCUGACUGCAGCUCAUUGCCUUUAUAAACUCCAGAGCUACACCAAUUUAGCAAGAAUUGUGUUAGGAGCAAAUAGAGCGUCAGAACUGGGACCAGAUACCCAAAUCCGAGCAAUAGAAGAAUUUAUCCGACAUGAACAUUUUGAGUAUGAAACCAAGAAAAACGACAUUGCCUUGAUCCGUUUAAAUAAACCAAUUGAGUUCAAUGACUACAUACAGCCGGGCUGUUUACCGCCACAAUCUUCUAAUGUAUCUGAGAUGGAUGACUGCCACAUUGUAGGAUGGGGUGUUCUGCAGGAAGAACACUACACACUACCAUCAAAAACCUUGAAGGAAGCCCGAGUGGAAAUAAUCAAUGGCAAGCUCUGCAAUGACAGCAACUGGUACAAUGGAACUAUAUACGACUACAAUAUAUGUGCAGGCUACGAGCAAGGAGGCAGUGAUAUCUGUCAGGGUGACAGUGGUGGACCUUUAAUGUGCAAAAAGGAAAGAGCUGCUCUCUAUUAUGUAUUUGGAGUAGUAAGCUGGGGAGGAAUCUGUGGCAAAUGGCAUCAAAAUGGGGUUUAUACCUCUGUCCAGCAUUUUGAACAGUGGAUCCUAAAUAAAAUCAACAGUUCGCAAGAUACAACAGAUGAUAAUAAGGAGGAAACCUCUGAAGAAACUACUAAAAGCCACAACAAAGAUACGGAAUCCAAACUUGCGAAAAUUAAUGACAUACUUAGUGAUGAGAACACAGAAUACAAAACAAAUCGAAGGAAAUCUGUGCUUAAAAUACGUGCUGCACGUGGUAAAUUUAAUAACAUGGAAACCUCGUCUAGGAAAAUAACCACUGGAACGAUGCAGCAGGAAAACACACAUUCUGGUUGGCUGGCCAGUCAUGCACCUUCUCAACUAGUGUUUCAAGUGAAGGCUUAUAUUCUGCUCAUUGCUUGUCUCGUCCUUAUGUUCCUGUGCUUAUAACUGAUAUGUUGGAAACCAAAUUCUGUUGGUACUUUGUACAUCUAACCUGCAGUGACUCCAGCAGUGACUGUCCAAUGCCAUCUACCCACUCCCCCCAAGAAUUAUAUUUUCCUAAUAGUCCCAAGCCCGCCCCUGGGUUUGUAAGGCUAGCCUGAUUAAAAUGUAAUACUAUGUUAGCCAAUCAAAAUACUAAAACUCUAAA